UCGGAAAUCAUGAUGAAAGUGGCCAUUUUAGGUCCUUUUAGACAUAUUAAUGCCUCUUGUAAGACCCUAUGAUUGCAAUAGAAGAUCAUAAGUUUACAAUCGGUUUGAUGUUCUCGUCCACACAGGAGAGAGACAUGACUAUCCUGGAUCCUCUGGGGAGCCUCAACAAUAUCCUGAUGCUGACGAGGCAGAGAAGAGUCUCUCCAGAUCAGAACACCAGAUGGACAACGCUAGCCCCUCCUCCCUCCCGGAGUCCCCGUGUCGAGCCUCUCCCGGUAGCAACUUACUGCUGGGUAUGAAGAGGUUGUCUGUGCUGCUGGUGGACUGCAGGAAAACAACGGGGCUGAGUGGAACUGUGGGAGGAGGAGAAGAGAAGAAAGGAUCAGAUUUGACUCACCGAAGAGGAAAACCAAACUUGGACGAACCAAAGACGUCCAAACCAGCAAGUCAACACCUCUACUCCCAGAUUGGAAAGAGUUUUACCAAGUCAGGAAGCCUGAAAAUACAUGAGGGAAUACACACAGGGCAGAAGCCCUUCCUUUGCUCCCAGUGUGGGAAGAGUUUUAAGCGGUUAGACACCCUCAAAGCUCAUGAGCGUAUACACACAGGGGAGAAGCCUUUCCAUUGCUCCCAGUGUGAGAAGAGUUUUAAGCGGUUAGACACCCUCAAAGCUCAUGAGCGUAUACACACAGGGGAGAAGCCUUACAAAUGCUCAGACUGUGGGAUGGCAUUUUACUCAUCACACUCACUUAAAAGUCAUAUGAGAAUUCACACAGGGGAGAAGCCUUUCCACUGCUCUCAGUGUGAGAAGAGUUUUAAGCGGUUAGACACCCUCAAAGCUCAUGAGCGUAUACACACAGUGGAGAAGCCUUUCCAUUGCUCCCAAUGUGGGAAAAGUUUUAAGCGGUUACUCACCCUCAAAGCUCAUGAGCGUAUACACACAGGGGAGAAGCCUUUCCAUUGCUCCCAGUGUGGGAAGAGUUUUAAGCGGUUAGACACCCUCAAAGCUCAUGAGCGUAUACACACAGGGGAGAAUCCUUACAAAUGCUCAGACUGUGGGAAGAUAUAUUACUCAUCACACUCACUUAAAAGUCAUAUGAGAAUUCACACAGGGGAGAAGCCUUACCUCUGCUCCCUAUGUGGAAAGAGUUUUAGUCACUUUGGAAACAUGAAAGCUCAUGAGCGAAUACACACAGGGGAGAAGCCUUACCACUGCUCCCAGUGUGGAAAGAGUUUUAACUAUUCAGGAAACCUAAAAGAGCACAUGAGACUGCACACAGGGGAGAAGCCUUACAAAUGCUCAGACUGUGGGAAGACCUAUUACUCUUCACAGUCACUUAAAAUUCAUGUGAGAAUCCACACAGGGGAGAAGCCUUACCUCUGCUCCCAGUGUGGAAAUAGUUUUAGUCACUUAGGAACCCUGAAAGUUCACCAGCGACUACACACAGGGGAGAAGCCUUACCACUGCUCCCAGUGUGGAAAGAGUUUUGGCCAAGUAGGAACCCUGAAAGCUCAUGAGCGAAUACACACAGGGGAGAAGCCUUACCACUGCUCCCAGUGUGGAAAGCGUUUUAACCAUUCUGGAAAGCUGAAAAAGCACGUGAGAAUUCACACAGGAGAGAAUAAUUACUUCUCCUUGACUCAUCCUGAUGCUGACGAGGCAGAGAAGAGUCUCUCCAGAUCAGAACACCAGAUGGACAACGCUAGCCCUUCCAGCCUCCCGGAGUCCAUGUGUCGUGCCUCUCCCAGUCGCACCUUACUGCUGGGUAUGAAGAGGUUGUCUGUGCUGCUGGUGGACUUCAGGAAAACAACGGGGCUGAGUGGAACUGUGAGGGGAGGAGAAGAGAUGAAAGGAUCAGAUUUGACUCAUCAAAGAGAAAGACCAGACUCAGAGGAACCAGAGCCAGGGACGUACAAACCAGCAAGAAGACACCAGUGUUCCCACUGUGGAAAGGGUUAUAACCACUUAAAUGAGCUUAAACGACACGAGAGAAUACACACAGGGGAGAAGCCUUACCACUGUUCCCAGUGUGGAAAGGGUUUUAACGAUUUGGGGAAGCUGGAACGACACGAGAGAAUACACAGAGGGGAGAAGCCUUACCACUGCUCCCAGUGUGGAAAGGGUUGUAACGAUUUGGGGAAGCUGAAACGACACGAGAGAAUACACACGGGUGAAAAGCCUUACCACUGCUCCCACUGUGGAAAGCGUUUUAACGAUUUGGGCAAGGUGAAACGACAUGAGAGAAUACACACAGGGGAGAAGCCUUACCAUUGCUCCCACUGUGGAAAGUGUUUCAACCAGUUAGGGACCCUGAAACAGCACAAGGUAAUACACACAGGGGAGAAUCGUUACCACUGCUCCCAGUGUGGAAAGGGUUUUAACGAUUUGGGGAAGCUGAAACGACAUGAGAGAAUACACACAGGGGAGAAGCCUUACCAUUGCUCGCAAUGUGAAAAGAUGUAUAGCGAGAAAGGACACCUGAAAGCCCAUGAGAAAAUUCACACAGGGGAGAAGCCUUACCAAUGCUCCCAGUGUGGAAAGUGUUUCACCUGGGCAGGGUAUCUGAAAAAACACGAAAGAAUACACACAGGGGAGAAGCCUUACCACUGCUCCCAGUGUGGCAAGUGUUUCAACGGGGCAGGGGAUCUGAAAAAACACGAAAGAAUACAUACAGGAGAGAAGCCUUACCACUGCUCCCGCUGUGUCAAGUGUUUUAACCAGUUAGGGGCCCUGAAACAGCACGAGAGAAUACACACAGGGGAGAAGCCUUACCACUGCUCCCAGUGUGGCAAGUGUUUUAACCAGUUAGGGACCCUGAAACAGCACAAGAUAAUACACACAGGGGAGAUGCAUUACCACUCCUCCCAGGAUGCAAAGCUUUUGCCCAUUUAGGAAGCCUGAAAUAACAUGAGACACAGAGAAGGCUUUACAGAAGAUUAGAUUUUGGGAAAACAUAUUACUCAUAACAAUCACUUAAACGUCAUUAGAGAAUCCACACAGGAGAGAGAAAUUACUUCUCUUAGCAUGUAUAUUGAUAUUUCACAUCUCAUUGACUCACAACUCAUCAGAGAACAUACACAGUGCUCCCAUUGUCUUAUAUUGUUGCCUAUAAUGUGUUGACCUGUUUUUACCAUAUGAAAUUGCUUCUUCCAAUUAUUGAUAAACAUGUACCUGUUAAGAAACUGACUGUUAAAUAUGUAAAGGCUCCAUGGAUUGAUGAGGAA
Oncorhynchus mykiss (rainbow trout) is the source of this 3225-nucleotide messenger RNA. The record is from RefSeq and is a predicted model, not a curated record. Lineage: Eukaryota; Metazoa; Chordata; Actinopteri; Salmoniformes; Salmonidae.